This is a messenger RNA of Guillardia theta CCMP2712, 1671 nucleotides long. RefSeq lists its product as hypothetical. Gene Ontology annotation, biological process: L-proline biosynthetic process. Lineage: Eukaryota; Cryptophyceae; Pyrenomonadales; Geminigeraceae. The record is from RefSeq and is a predicted model, not a curated record. Bases 1 to 1671 code for a protein of 556 amino acids. The transcript is spliced from 10 exons. Gene Ontology annotation, molecular function: pyrroline-5-carboxylate reductase activity.
AUGGACCUGCUGCAAUCCAAGGACGAGGAGGACGUGAACUUCGAGUCGCUGUUUGGCUCUCUCGAGAAGUAUAUCUCGGUCGAGGCGGUGGACGGCACCGUCAAACAGUACUAUGACGACAUGAUCUACAUGCUGAAGAUUUUCCCAAUGCAGUGCCUGUAUCUCUCGUGCUGCUUCCACAAGGCGCUCACGCAGGCCUACAUCUUCAGGAGGCAACUCUUGAGGCAGGAGCUGUCGAACUCUCGCAAGUUCUAUGGUAACAUCAAGUGCUGGGUCAUCGAAGUGAGGAACCUGGAGUACAAGAGGCUGGAGACCUCAGACUUUGAUCAGAACCAGAUCCCAUGCCUUGUCGCCAGGCUCUCGAUCGAGGGACUCUCAAGGUCGACGACCAAGUUCACUCCCAUCCGCAGCUUCGACGACACGCUAGAGCCCGCAAGGAUCAACCAGGACUUUGAGUUCUUCGUGAAGCGGCCGACGUCUCUCAUCUAUGUGGACCUCCUGUACCUCAACGAGGCAGCAGAGGAGGGGAGCCUGGAGCGAGAGCAGCUGUUCGGGCAUGCUGCCAUCCCCAUCCGACGGUUCGAGAGCCAGAAGAACGUGCGGGAGUGGUUCAAGCUGGUGAGGAACGAUGGGACGAUCGGAGAGGUGAAGCUGAGGAUCCAGUAUUCGUUCAAGGAGGAGAGCAUGAGCAUCUGGGAUGCAGAGCGAGGAAUCCCUCGGUCUGUGGAGAGCGGAGGCCCUCACUUCACCCUGGGGAUGAUAGGGGUGGGGCAAAUCGGAACCAAGAUCCUCGAGUCCCUACUGCGCUGCGAGAGCUUCGACGGCGGGAACGUGAUCGUGUCCACCCGGCGACCCCAGAAGCUGAGCGCCUACGAGAAGCUCGGGGUCACCGCCAUGCUGGACAACUCGGCGGUGGCGAGCAGAGCCGACCUUGUCAUCGUCUGCUGCCCCCCGUCGAGCCUGAAUGCUGUAGCGAGGGACGUGCGGGGGAGGCUGAAGAGCACAACCCUUGUGCUCUCCUGUGUUGCUGGAGUUGCGUCGGAAAGGCUGGCGGGCUUGUUCGGGAUCUCUCCUCGAAACGUCUUCCGUCCCUCCAUAGAUGUCAAGGUGGGAGGAGGAGGAGCUUGUACCAGCGGUGUAACACCGUGGCAGGAGGGAUUGAAGGAGGGGGAGGCAUGGGAGCUGCUAUACAACGUGUUCGUGUCUGUCAUCAGCAACGUCGGCAUCCCUGAGCGCAUCGCCAACAAUAUCGUCUCGAAGUCCCUCGAGGGCAUGCUGGAAGAGCUGUGCAUCCGCGGCGAGCACGUCCCUCUAUCCCACCUGGAGGAGGGCGCCGCUGUCAACGUGUUGCCGGGACCCAACGACGUGGACGUUAGGAGGGGGACGGUGCUGUCAAGGAUCCCCGAUGAGCGAGACGAAUACAUCGUGUCGGUACAGGACAAGGAAGUUCGAGUGCGGAGGAACCGCGUUGAGCGGGUAUCGAAGGAUGGGACAACCAUCGAGGAGGAGGAGGAAGGCUUCCUUGUCAUGACGGAGGCGGUCAAGGGUUUCGAUGACUCGAAGGAGAAGAUGAUGAAGUAUUUCGAGAGCGUUGCCGAACGAUCAACAACUGGGUUGGAAAGAGUCGGAGGCAAGAAGAGUGUGACCAUCGCGUCAAGUGCAAAACAGUAG